Porites lobata is the source of this 8867-nucleotide messenger RNA. Lineage: Eukaryota; Metazoa; Cnidaria; Anthozoa; Scleractinia; Poritidae. The record is from the annotation of a GenBank genome assembly.
AUGACGUCAUGGUGUCCAGGACUCCCACUACAAACAAUAAACAAAAUGGCUGCCAGCAUAGAAUGGAUGAGCAAAGAAGAAGCUCUUACUAUCAUUUUCAACCGCUUUGAUAAAGAUUUUACCGGAGAACUGACAGCAGAACAAUUGCAGGAGCUUCAUGCUAGCAUACGAGACGGAGGAAUUAGCGCACCGCAAGUACAAGCAACUAUAGAAGCUGUUUGUGCGGCGGAAACUUGUGACAGACAAGAACUUGUCGACGUUCUCAACGAAAUGGACCGUAGAUAUUUUCUUGUGCGUGACUUACAGUGGGAGUUUGCUAUGCUGGACAGGGAGAAGAAAGGAACCAUAAAUGAAAAGGAAGCGAGGUUUCUUUGUCAGGCGGUUCAUGACGACUUCUUUUCGCAUCGCCGAUGGCUGAAAUUCCUCCGUAGCAGGGCUGCCCCAGGUUCGGGGAUUAGUUUUGCGGAGAUUGAAGUACUACUAUGUGAUAUACCAACCAUGGAUUGGCUUGACGAGGAAAGACAAGAUGAAGACAAAGAGAAGGAAGGAGCCCUCAGACGAAAGCAGGAGAAGGUAAGCUUUGAAAUUUUAAAAAUAUCUAUAUGUAUAUCAGGUAUUUAAAGACGUGAGGUGAGUGUGUCCUGAGCAGGGUGAGGUAAAUCUAUGAGAUAGUACCGCCAAAGUGGAGUUAAAGAGGCCCUGCCAGUGGGGGGUCCCACUGUCGCUCGUCUGAAUUUUAAAACGCCGCAUGUUGGUGUUUAUAAAUGCUUCGAUGUUGCUGUAAGAAAUUGAACGAAAAUUCUUUUUCCAUGUUGGAAUUUAAAAAAAGGGGCAAAGCCAUGCGUUGUAAAGAAACCAUUAUGGUUCUGCAAUUUCUCAGUUAACAUUUCGCGUAUCAACACCUGUACAUUGCCACUCACAUUUAAGUGACCCACAUUCAACAUUUUAAGACUAACUGACCUGAUAAAUCCUGAAGUCACGGUCAAUGGUGGUCUGCUCUGUGAGAGCGGCUGGAAGGUCGGUGGUUAGGUUACCUGGUCCCUGGUCUCUGCACUGUCGUCACCAUUGUGUUGCUUACAUUAAAAGAGAAACUUAAGUCUGGAUCACAUUGUCUCUCUUCACCCAAGUGUAAAGUGAGUACGAUGAUCAUACUGCUGGCUGGAGAUUGAAAUCCUUGCAAUGUUUUAAUAUCCCGUUCAUGGAGAUGUAGCAUGACGGACAACCUCGUUUUCAGGUCUCCCAGGAAUUAUGGGGGUUGCUUAAGUGAAGUGUAAUGCAAUGCGUGCUCAGGAGGGUCCACUGGAGCUCACUGACAAGAGAUGUUCUCUGAAGCGCACAGCAAAAUGACGAAAAUUACUUCUUCUUGGCAUUCAGACUGGUGAUAACUUAGCCAAACCACCAUUCUUUGUUGCUUAUUCUUGGCUUUGCCAUCACUGUCGCAGUUUGGCCGAGGGAGGUUGUUUCUUGUCGCCAUUUCAUUUUUUGCUCUGUCGCUACUUUUUAGGUCAUGUUGUUUGUCGGAAUUUACUCAGGCAGGGCCUCAUUAAAGUAUAAAUCUAUCUUUCACAUUUUUAUUAUUAAAGGGUUUGACAGUUUUUUUUUUUUUGAGGGAGUGGGGUGGGUUUGGUAACAGUUGUAUAGGUCAAUUUUGAAUUAUCAAAAUACAUACUUGGCUUCCUGGCUAAAGGGCAAUAGAACAGAAAUUUAAUUCUGGUAUUCUAAUGUGAUUUUUUCAUAUCCCUUAACCUCUCAGCCAAGUAUGAAUUUUAAUAUUGGAAACUGGCCUAUUUCUACUAACAUCGGCUGGAUCCGUAUGCACUCCUUUGGGGCCUAAUUUUUUUGUGAAAUUAAUCACUGGACAGUAUGAAGAUGAGAAUUUCCAGUUCACAGUUAGUAUAGGAUAUGCAAGAAAGUGUUGAUGCCUGGUCAUGUUCUAGUAUAAGUCAAGGUUUCAAGAAUCCUAACAUUACCCCAAUUCCCCCCCUCCCCCCUACACACACACACACCCAAAAAAUGCAAAGAGAACCUCCCUCUCCAUUACUGGGUAUCAGACCAGAAAAUUUACCAGUCUUUCAAUGAAUACUUGUGUUGAAACUGAGAAUUAUUGUCACUGAAGGAUGAAUUUCAGCAGAAAUUAAUGUGUAAAGCCGAGAGAGAGUGAAAAUGAUGUGAAAAUGAUUUUCUGUUCACCUUGAAAUUAUUGUGUACAAAUAAACAUCAGAGAAUAAAAAGUUGUGUAAGAAUUUCAUUUAUUUACUAUUGAACAGACUUUGCGAGGAGAGAUGCCUGUAUUCACAGGCUAUAUUUCAAUGUAUAGGGAAGUUGAAUACAGUUGCAAUGAUGUUAUUAUUGGAUUGAUAAAGAUAAUUAUAGUUUAACCUCCUUUUUGUUAACAUCAAAGCAACAGGUUCAAUUGUUUGUAUUAGAGAGGUGUUGGUAUGCGCAAAGUUUUGUACCUUCAGAACAAACAGGAAUGAAUUAUUGUCAGUAAUGGCAAGGUGUCUGUAUUGUAAAGGUGUCACCAAGGAGAGGUAUAUUAUUUUGCAUUAAUAUACAAUCUUGAUCAAUUUUCAAAGGAACGAGCAGAAGAAGAGGCAAAGAAAGCCGCUGAGAACAAAGCUAGGUUGGAGAAGGAAGCAGCAAGGAGAAGAGAGGAGUCAUUAAGAAAAAAGGCUGAAGCUGAGGCUGCUAAAAGAAAGGCAGAGCAAGAAGAACUAGAGAGGAAGGCAAGAGCUGAGGAGGAAGAGAGAGAACGUAAGAAGUAUGAGGAAGACAUGAGGAAGCUCUCUGAGGAAGAAGCCAAGCUCAAAGAAGAGGAAGAGAGACUGAAGGACGAAGAAGCGAAGAGACUGGAAGAAGAAGAUAAGAAGAGAAGGGAGCAAGAAGAAGCAGCAAAAAAGUGGAAAAAAGAAGAGUUACUGAGACAGCAGGAGCUUGAGCGAGAGAAGGAGGAAAGGGGUAAAGUAUAAUUAUUCAAAAACUAGUUUUUACCAAAUUUUAUGUUUCAUGUCAGCCUUUUUUAAAAAAUAUCCAGUGGAUAAUGCUGGAUUUUGCACUUUCAGACAAUAUUCUAUUAUUCUGUGUGUAUUAUUGUAUUUUAAGGGGGCCAUCCACCGGAUUGUCCUUUGCUAUUUGGAUGUUCCCAACUCACUCCUUAUCUAGUGACUACAUUUUUUAUUCUUCACUUAUGUAAAUGUCCUUAUUUGUCUCUUUUUCUUUAUCUAUCUGAAUCACAUGUAAACGGAGCUGAGUGAAAUACCCUAAGUCUUCUUGUCUUGUCUUCUAGACUCUCAAGAGCUGAGAAGUGGUCACUAGAAGAGUUGGGGGAGGGUGUUUGAGAGUGGGAAGGGCUCCUACAUGUAUAUCCUAGUUAGGUACUGGCAUAUAUUUACACUGUAAGCUACCUGUUGAAAAAUCCUGCUAAGCCCUUUGUAGUCAAGCCAGUGAGAUUCUACCAUUUGAAAUGUUGUCUUUUUUCAUUCAUAUAUUAGAAAGACAAGAAAAGGAGCAAAGAGAAAGAGAAGAGGCCAUGGAGGCUGAAGAUCUUGCUGAAGAAGCUGAGGAAGCUGAGCGAGCAGCAGCAGAGGCGGCUCGAUUAGCAGCUGAAGCAGCCAAGAAAGCUACUGACGAGGCUGCUCGCAAGGCUGCAGAGGAAGCAGAAAAGAAAGCCCUUGCUGAAGCCAUGGCAAACAAAGAGAAGAGACUGCGAGCGAACUUGAAAGGAGCAACCAAGUCAAGGAAAGUUGAGAGGAUUGAAGGAGCAGUCAAGGAAGCCAAGAGUGCUAAGAUGCCAGGUAACUGCUGGGCAUUUGACUUAAAAUCUUUGUAUGCUUUUGUGCAGUUUAUUGUAUUAUUUUCUAUGCAGUGAAUGGCACACUGCAGUGUACAUGAAAAUCAUAUGUAUCAAAACGUUUUAUAAGGCAUUUGGGUACUUAGUUAAUGUGAUAUUAUUAUUAUUGUUAUUAUUAUUAUUAUUAUUAUUAUUAUUAUUAUUAUUCAACACACACUUUGCUGGGAUCAUGCAUGUAUAAUGCAAACCCAACGUAUGACCAUGUUAGUUAAUUAAUGGUGAAAACGUUACUUGUGGAAUUAACUUUGUGGUAGUCAGUUUUCAAUUAUUAACAGUGUUUCACUGUACAUAUGAUGUAACUCAUGGGUUCAACCCAUUCUGUUGAUGAAAUGACAGAUAAAUGCUAACACUGAGUUUUUGUGGCCAUAAUAACACAACUUGACUCUUCACAAACAUGCAACACUCAACUCCCCUUUGCACGAGGUUGUUGAUUAUUCAUGCAGCGUCAGAAUGACACUGAGAUGAAAUCUAAGCCAGAGACAGAGGCACACAUUUACAACUCAUUUUUUCUUUGGCAGGUUUGAAGAAUGAUAUAGAUGAGGCAGAGAAAACUCUUAGAAAUGUCCAAGCAGGCGAGGCUCUCAGGGGUGCAAUAAGACGCCGUCACUUAGGUGACUUGGAAAAGUCAAUGGCGCACAUCCGCAAAAAUGGGUGGGAAAAAGACUGGGGAAUUGAACUUAAGGAGGGAGAGAAGCUGGCAACCAGGUUACGCCGUCUUGAGAAAUUGAAAGCUGAAAUCAUGGAACUCAAACAAAGUGUCAUUUCUGAGAUCAGGAGUUAUUCAAAUCCUCCUCCUGCAGUUCAUAAGGUUGGUGUCUGGUGAAAUAAAAUGUGCAGUAUAUCAUGACGAGAAAAAGAUCUUUCGGAGGAGGCAGGGUGGCCAAGGGGAUAGAGCCUUGGAAUUGUAAUCCAGGGGCUCCAUAUUUAAUGCUUGCCCUGACUGCUAGCUGAAUUUGUUUUUGGUAGACCAAAGUUCAAAUCCUUGAUCACGCUUGUAAAAUAGCUAUCUGGUUUGCCUCUGGCCAGUUGGGAUUCUUAACAUUGUGGGCAACAAAAGUGAAAACUACUAGUUUAUGCACCAGUCAUUUGAAACCCUCAGUCUUAAAAAUGGUACAGUUUGUGUUGACAGCCACGCAAAAAGACAUAUUUCUUAGCUGCAGGAAGCGAUGAAAAUGUUUGCAAAAUUACUAUGCAGUGCGAAAAUGAAAACGCUGACUACAGAGAGACUGCCCCACUUAUUCCUCUGUCAGGGAGGAGAAGACCUUGAUUUUUAGGGUAUCCCUUGCCUACCAGUGAACAAAAAUUAUGUGAUUAUGAAGUGAAUUGCCCUGCAUUACCCCAGUCAUCCCUGAGGGUGUGUGUGUGUGUGUGUGUGGGGGGGGGGGGGGGGGAUCCGGAGAUUUCAAAUGACUGGUACAUUACUGAGUAAUAGUGUCACCCCUAUAAGGUCAGUUUUUCUUAUUGAUUGAUUUAAAAAGCUAGUGUAGAAAUAAAGGCUUUGAUUCUGAAAAGGAUAAUGAAAUCCUUUGAAUCCCCUUUCAGUGUGGAUUAAGCGGAUUAUCUAUCUGGAUACCUAAGUUUCAGAAAAAUUUGAAAUGGACAAAGUUGCGUUAGGAGGACUCUGAAGAUGAAAAUAUUUUAAUGAUGCCACUUAAAUGCAGUUUGCAAACUAUUAAAAGCACUCUCGAGUAUGUUCUGGGAAAAGGUCAUUGUUUGGUUCGCUGAGAUGAACAGAUGGUGUAAGAUGGGAUAGACUGCCUACAGUGAUUAAAUGAAAAUCUGCUCAGUGCGUACCACUUAGUUCAUAAUCUCGUAAGAUUUCUUCUCUUCACUUAACCAUUUUUCUAAAUCAAUAUAAUUUUGUAAUGUUUACUCUGGUAGGUUAUGAUUGCAACAUACUUGCUUCUAAAUUACCCUGAGAAGGAUUUAUUAAACUGGAGGAACAUGCAAGCACUGCUUGGGAAGACAGGCAAAGAUGGAUUGAAAAGACAAGUGACAUCUCUGGAUCCACUGCAUGUCGACAUGGCAAAAGCUGAUUUUGCCUUUGACAAGUACCUCAAGGAGACUGACUUGGAGACCAUCAGAGAUGUCAGUGCUGGAGCAGCUACUUUCUAUGUCUGGGUAAGUUCAUGGAAAAUAUGAUUUAUUACCCUUUUUGAAUAGAAUGGAUACCACUCUCCUGCAGUCAAGAGGUUAUGUAACAAGUUUUUUAAUCCAUUAUUGGGUACCUUGUCUAUUUUUUGUUAUUUCAAGGGUGAAUUUAUUAUGAUACUGGUACUUAAAAGCUGAGUCUUUCACUGGUUUUAAACAAAGUUAAAGCUUUUUAAAGUCUUUUAACAUUACUAUUUUGCUACCUUUUUGGUUACAAUAUGAGCAUGUGUUAUUUUUCAAGGCCACUAACAUGAUAGAGGAAGUCCAUGCUGUUGCUGAGCAGAAAGAAAAAUUACUGGAGGAGGAAAAGAAAAGAAAAGAAGAGGAAGCUGAAGAAGCAAGGAAAGUAGCAGAGAGGAAGAAAGCUCGUGCAGCUUCAAAGAAACCUACAGUCACGAAGAGGACAUCAGGAACACCAGGAGGAAGGAGUUCAUCUGAUCAGGGGCGCAAGACUUCUGAAACACGGGGACGAAGUGAGUCAAGGGGAAGAGAAAGUGUUACCAAGUCUCCAGCCAGGCCAGGCAUGGCACGUAGGACAAACAGCAAGUCCCCAGCAGCUCGUUCUUAAGAAGUUACAGCAGCACUUGCACAAAACUUAAUUUAUGGUUCUACCAUUCAACUAGCAAGGUUAAGACCACUAUGAGACAAAUAAGAAGUUGAAGUAAGAGUAAGUGCUACCCUUAAUAAAUACUGUGUCCCUCCCCUGCUGUCGCAUUCUUUUAGAAAGUGACUUUGUGAAUGAAAAGAAAUUUGUUUGUAUGGCUUUGUAACUGACCAACAUCAAUUUCCUCCUAACAUUAUAUCAUUGCAUAAUCAAGAGAGAUUAUGGGAAUUAAUGAAAUGCUCACCUGAGGGAAAAUGCAUUGAUCUUUUAUCAAAUUCUCUCAGCCACUUCUUUAAAGAAAUGUGUGGAGAUCAGUCUGGAAAAUGAAUUUCUGUAGGUGCGGAUUGGGGCUUAAAGGGUUAAUUCAGGCUUGGAUCCACCCUGGUUUCCACGGUUUUACGAAAAUCAGUGAAAUUUUUCAUAAAUAAAUAUAUCUUUAAUGAAAAAAAAAAACACUUUCCAAGUUAAAAUAUAGCCAAUAUCCUGUCUGAAUGUCUUAGAAACCUUGGAAAGGUGACUUUAGGGAAUUUUAAUUUUUUACCAAAAAAUUUCCCAGGGAAGAAUGCCCCUGGACCCCGAUAGAAACUUGUGCCCUUGGCACUCGUUUAGGAAAUCGGUCAGUUUUUAUCCCAGAUCUGCACCUGUAACUUAUUUGCACAACCCCAAAGUAGUGCUGUCCUCAUAGGUAAAAGGUUUAUUUAAGCUGCUGCCCAUGUGCUGUUUUCAGUAAACUUGAUGGUCUUUGUUUGAACAAACACCAGACACUGACACAAAAUAUGGGUCAAGCCAAUAAAAGCUUGGUGAUGCAUUUGCUCAAAUAUUAAUUCGUUCUGCAUUUGGCAAAAAUUUGUGUCUCUUAAAUGCCUUAUAAAUAGCCCACUUGCUUGUAAUAUUAAAACUUACUGUAUAAUGUAAAUAAAAUUAUAUCAGUUAAAUUAUUUUUUUAUUUUUUAUACUAAAAAUAUUAGUUCCACCAGUUAAUGGUAUUUUUGUCUUCAUGUUUGACAAAGUAAUAGUCUUGUAUAUUUUUUUAUGAGGCCUUCUCUAUGAUAUAUGCCUGUGCACUGUAUUGGAGGGGUUACCUGGAAUAUAGCCUCAAUCAGAUUCUGUUCAAAUGCUAGAUUCUCUUUCCUUGCUAAAAUAUUGUAAAUAUUGAGAAACAGAGAAGAUCACAUUAGAUCAGAAGUCACUUGAGGCUUUUUCACACCAUUUUUAUGCAAAGUUUAUUUUCAACAUAAUUUAUUUAAGCUCCCAAAAUAAUGGUGAACCUUGUUUUGUGGUGUCACAACAGACAGGCCACAAGAAGGAAGAAAAAGGUUCAAGAACCCACAUUAAAAUAAUACACAAAUCAAAGGGUCAGGGCAGGAAAAAGCCCAGGUCCAAUUGCCCAGGGCAAGUCAAUUUUGAUGUUGAGCAAGUUAAAAUAGAAAUUUGGUGGCCCAAUGGGCAAGUGAAAUUAGCCUUAGUGGUCCUGUGAGUCUGUUUGAAAGUUUCAGCUUGGUGAAUGAUAAUAAUUUCCAGACAAACUAUUUCAAAACUGAACACUGCCAGAUGAGUGACACAAUAAUAUUAGUUGAAAGCAUUAAUCAAUUUAAAAUCCAAGUGCACAUUUUCCCACUCAUGUUACUGGUCUGAUCACCAUAUUGGUCAAAUCCAGUAGUUGCCCUUUGUUAUAAUCCACUACUUUUUAUAGGCAUUACCUGAGAACUACAGCAAGUAAUAGGGAGCUUUAGCAUCGACAACAGCAAUGGCAGUGAAAACAUCACUUCUAAAAUGAAUUCGCCUUUUUUCAAACCUUGUAGUGUUUAUUCCCACGCGCUGAAAAUGUCAAAUGUUGGUGAAUUUCCCUGGAUUUGAGCUCCUGGGGACCCCACUCAAGUUUAGAACGAGAAAGAAAAAUUUAUCGUCACUUGUUUACGUCCUCCAUAAAAUGUGAAAUUAGGCAGUUUCAUGCCGUAGUCAUGCAGUGAUGGCAAAGAAAUGUACAAAAAAGCAUGAUGCAUGUGCAAAGUUGUUGUUUUGCUUAAUAAACCUAUUGCUUUUUUGACGUUCUCGUAUCGCCAUUGCUAAAGCUCUUUAAUAUUUAAGUGGUGGCAAGUAUAAAAUGACAUUAUUUUACUUGUCCACUCAAAUUUUUUUCCUGCUCUUUUGGUUCUACUAAUAUCCAUACACAACCAAGCUAGUUUUAAACACUCAGCUGCUUUCUAACAAUGACAACAACAACAACAACAGCAAUAAAAACAUUUAUUGGCUACAAAACAC